Knipowitschia caucasica is the source of this 3264-nucleotide messenger RNA. Lineage: Eukaryota; Metazoa; Chordata; Actinopteri; Gobiiformes; Gobiidae. The record is from the annotation of a GenBank genome assembly.
AUGAACGGCCCUCCUGGUUACCCUGGCAACCCAGGCAUGAAGGGACAACCAGGCCCCACCGGAGUGCGGGGUCCUGAAGGUCCCCAGGGACAGAGAGGAGAGACCGGACACCAGGGCCGAGCUGGACCCACGGGACUCACGGGCCCCGCAGGCGGAGAUGGAGGCCCCGGACCCAAAGGACCAGUGGGGAACAUCGGACCACAAGGAGGCGCUGGUCACCCCGGACCCAACGGACCCCCGGGCCCCCAGGGCGGCACCGGCCAGCCCGGCAUCAAGGGCCAGCUGGGAGAAGUGGGAAUCCCAGGAUUCAAAGGAGAAGCAGGACCAAAGGGAGAACCGGGACCUCCCGGCUCUCAGGGCGUGCUCGGACCUCAGGGGGAGGAGGGCAAACGAGGCCCCAGAGGAGACUCCGGAUCCAUCGGACCCCCAGGACCAGUGGGGGAGAGGGGAGCCCCCGGCAACAGAGGAUUCCCAGGAGCAGACGGACUUCCAGGACCUAAGGGAGCACUGGGGGACCGGGGCGUGUCUGGUCCAGGGGGUCCCAAAGGAGCCCCAGGAGACCUGGGCCGAGGCGGAGAGCCAGGACUUCCAGGAGCCAGGGGUCUGACCGGGACGCCCGGAGUCCAAGGAGCCGAGGGCAAGCCGGGUCCACUGGGAGCUGCAGGUGAAGAUGGUCGUCCUGGUCCUUCUGGAUCCAUUGGAAACAGAGGUCCUGCCGGGACCAUGGGGGCUCCAGGUCCCAAAGGAUUCGCUGGCGACCCAGGAAAGACCGGGGAGCAGGGAUCAGCUGGAGUGCCCGGUCAGAGGGGUCCUCUGGGUAAAGACGGAGAAGUAGGACCCGCCGGACCCCCAGGACCUGCAGGAGGAGCAGGAGACCGAGGAGAGCAGGGGCCUCCAGGAGUCACUGGGUUCCAGGGUUUACCCGGAAACCAAGGCCCUCCUGGAGAGUCUGGUAAACCUGGAGAUCUGGGCAUUCCAGGAGAGCUGGGUCCAGUGGGGCAGGUCGGACCCCGGGGAGAGCGUGGGAUCCCAGGGGAGAGAGGAGAGCUGGGAUCCACUGGACUGCAGGGAUCUAAGGGCAUUCCCGGAGCACCAGGACCAGACGGACCCAAGGGCAGUCCCGGACCCCCAGGCACAGUGGGAGAUGCUGGUCCUCCAGGUCUACAGGGGAUGCCAGGAGAGAGGGGCAUCUCUGGACCUCCAGGACCCAAGGGAGACCGGGGAGCGAUCGGAGAGAAAGGAUCAGAGGGAACUCCAGGAAACGACGGAGCCAGAGGGGCCCCAGGAUCUGUGGGACCAGCGGGACCUGCAGGACCAAGUGGAGAAAAGGGAGAACCAGGACCAAAGGGACCUCAUGGACCUCCAGGAUCCAGGGGUGUCCCGGGGGCGAGAGGAGACCCAGGUCCCAUCGGAGCCGUGGGAUUUGCCGGACCUCCUGGCCCAGACGGUCAGCCCGGAGUGAAGGGGGAGCCUGGAGAACCCGGACAGAAGGGAGACGCAGGAUCUCCAGGACCUCAGGGACAAGCUGGAGCUCACGGGCCUCCGGGGCCUGUGGGAGUCGCUGGACUGAAGGGAGGACGUGGAACCCAGGGGCCCCCGGGCUCUAACGGUUACCCUGGCCCCGCGGGCAGAGUGGGCCCCCCCGGCCCCCCGGGCCCGUUGGGAGAAGCUGGACCCCUGGGACCUCCUGGUAAAGAGGGUCCCGCCGGUCUCCGCGGAGACCAUGGAUCUCAGGGCCGACAGGGAGAGAGGGGCCCCGCAGGACCUCCAGGGACCCCAGGGGACAAGGGAGACUCCGGAGAGGAUGGACCCACAGGCCCCGAUGGGCCCCCAGGCCCCGCUGGGACCACAGGACAAAGGGGGAUAGUGGGGCUCCCAGGACAAAGAGGAGAGAGAGGCAUGCCUGGUCUGCCUGGCCCCGCGGGGGCUCCAGGGAAAGCAGGAGCCUCCGGGCCCUCAGGAGAAAAGGGCCCCUCUGGUCCAGUAGGAUCUCAGGGCGCAAACGGCCCUCGAGGAGACCCAGGUCCCGACGGCCCCGCUGGCUCCGACGGGCCCCCAGGGAAGGACGGAAUGAUGGGACAGAGGGGCGACAGAGGAGACGGGGGCCCCGAGGGUCUGCUCGGGCCUCAGGGACUCCCAGGACCCGCAGGACCAGUGGGAUCUCCAGGACCAGCCGGAAAACGAGGAGACUCGGGCUCCCGGGGGCCAGCGGGACCUCCAGGCUCCGCGGGGAAGAGAGGCCUAGUGGGACCGCAAGGGCCCCGAGGAGAUAAGGGAGACCUGGGAGACCACGGCGAGAGGGGACAGAAAGGACACAGAGGAUUCACGGGUCUGCAGGGUCUGCCCGGACCUCCUGGCACCACUGGAGAGCAGGGGACGUCUGGCAUCGUUGGCCCCAGUGGUUCCAGGGGCCCUCAAGGACCCAUCGGGCCCUCGGGAAAAGAAGGCAACAUCGGGCUUCCAGGACCCAUGGGGCCCCCAGGAACCAGAGGCAUCACUGGAGAAGUGGGACCAGAGGGCCCCCCAGGAGAACCAGGACCAGCCGGACCUCCUGGUCCUCCCGGACCUCCCAUGGCUGCCAUGGACGACCUGUUUGCUGGUUCUCAUGACUACGAGUCGGGGCCACCCCCUCCCCCAGAGUUCAGUGAGGACGAGGCCCUCCCCAGCAGUAACCACAGCACCAUCCUGUCUGUGGACCCUGGGGUCCAGGCCACACUCAAGGCCCUCAGCACACAGCUGGACACCAUGAAGAGUCCUGACGGGACCAGGAAGCACCCGGCCAGGACCUGCGGGGACCUGAAGCAGUGCUACCCCGACAAGAAGAGCGGAGAGUACUGGGUGGAUCCAAACCAGGGCAGUGCGGAGGAUGCCAUUAAAGUCCACUGUAACCUGGAGACCGGAGAGACCUGCAUCUCUGCAGACCCCGAGACCAUCCCCAAGAAAGUCUGGUGGACCCGCAGCACCGGGAAGCCAGUGUGGUGGGGGGCCGACAUCAACCGGGGAGCACAGUUCUCGUAUGGAAACCAGCAGCAGUCGGUGAACGCGGUGACGGUGCAGAUGACCUUCAUCAGACUCCUGUCCAGAGAGGCCUCUCAGAGCCUCACGUACCAUUGUAAGAACUCUGUGGCCUACAGGGACGAACGCAGUGGUACCAUGAAGAAAGCCCUGGUCCUGAAGGCCUCCAACGACCUGGAGCUGAAGGCCGAGGGCAACAGCCGCUUCAGAUACACUGUGGUCCAGGACACGUGCACGGUGAGACCCUAG